This is a messenger RNA of Pieris macdunnoughi, 1368 nucleotides long. NCBI's taxonomy places the organism in Eukaryota, Metazoa, Arthropoda, Insecta, Lepidoptera, Pieridae. The record is from the annotation of a GenBank genome assembly.
AUGUUCCUAGCGACUGGUUUGUUCCGGUCAAUAGGCAUAUGGCUGAUCGAAACCAUACGACACUUCAAGUCCCCGUACGUUGGAAUAUGGUUAUUCUGGAGACCAGCUCUUAUCAUCAAUUCACCGGAAAUAGCAAGAAAUGUUCUCGUCAAGGAUUUCGGCAGUUUUAGGAACAGAUUUGUUGCUGCUGGACCUGGAGAUCCAAUCGGGCUUAAUUUACUGACAGCAGAUGAUCCAUUAUGGUCUUCCAUUCGACGUCGUCUAACGAGCAUCUUCACAGCAUCCAAAUUACGGGCUUUGCAGCACCUCUUUGACACCAAAACCAGUGAGCUCAUCCAACGUAUAGACAACACUGAAGAUAAAACGAAAAUUAGUGUUCGGAUGAUGUGUACGGAUUACACAACAGAUGUUGUAGGAACAGCUUCCUUUGGGGUAAAAACCAAUGCAACAUUAACAGGAGAAGACCCAAUCAGAACCAUCACAAAAUCUUUUAUGGACUUUGACCUCCUGAGAGGCAUCAGUUGGAGCGCAAUAUUCUUCUUUCCUGAAGUCGCUGAGUUUUUCAGGUUUAAAAUGUUUCCCAAAAAAUCUACGGAUUUCUUCAAGAGGAUCUACCUUACAGUUUCCAAACAGAGACAGCAGCAAAACGUACCUGGAAGUGCUCCCAAGGAUCUCCUUGAUGCACUAAUUAGCUUAAAAGAAAAUGUUGGAGGACUUAAUGAAGAAUUAUCGGACGAUACGAUUGUUGCCCAGGCUGUAGCAUUCCUUUUCGCUGGCUACGAAACUUCCGGUUCCUCCCUGGCGUUUGCACUUUACGAACUAGCAUUUUAUCCAGAAAUACAGGAAAAGUUAUACGCAGAAUUAGUGGAAGCAAAAGAUAAGUGUGCAAACAAUAGCUUGGAUAUCAACACCCUUGCUGAUUUGCAAUACCUGAACUGCGUUAUUAAAGAGGCUCUAAGAAAGUAUUCACCAAUGGGUUGGAUGGACAGAGUGGCGUUGGUCGACUAUAAAAUUGAUGACAAAUUAACCAUACCCGCGGGCACACCUUUGUAUGUUAAUGCUAUUGGAAUGCAAUAUUAUGAAGAGUUCUACCCCGAGCCGGAAAAAUUUGACCCGGAUAGGUUUUUGCCGGAAAACGAGAAAGAGUCAAUGCAAUUCACAUAUCUGCCAUUUGGAGAAGGGCCCAGAAAUUGUAUUGGAAAAAGAUUCGCCCAGAUAUCCCUGCGGAGUGCUCUUGCAAAACUGGUUUUGAACUACGAGUUCCGACCUUUACCCGGCCAGCCUACACCCUCUGAAAUUGACAUUGACAAACUUGGUCUAUUUUACGUCCCAUCACACCAUCUCUACCUUGACUUCAUACGACGAUAG